GUAAGUGUCAGUCAGGCGGGGAGCGCGGCGAGGGACGCAGAGCCGGCGGCUGACGGGCGCGGGCCGCUGCCUAGCCGUCCGCCCGUGAUGGAGUUCCUCCUGGGGAACCCGUUCAGCACCCCGGUGGGGCAGUGCCUCGAAAAGGCCACAGAUGGCUCCCUGCAGAGCGAGGACUGGACGCUGAACAUGGAGAUCUGCGACAUCAUCAACGAGACGGAAGAAGGGCCAAAGGAUGCCAUCCGAGCCCUGAAGAAGCGGCUCAACGGGAACCGGAACUACCGAGAAGUGAUGCUGGCGCUGACCGUGCUGGAGACGUGCGUGAAGAACUGUGGCCACCGCUUCCACGUCCUCGUGGCCAACCGAGAUUUCAUCGACAGCGUUCUGGUCAAGACCAUCUCCCCCAAGAACAACCCCCCCACCAUCGUACAGGACAAGGUGCUCGCCCUCAUCCAGGCAUGGGCCGAUGCCUUUCGGAGCAGCCCCGACCUCACGGGCGUCGUGCACACGUACGAGGAGCUGAAGCGGAAGGGGGUGGAGUUCCCCACCGCGGACCUGGACGCACUGUCUCCCAUACACACCCCGCAGCGGAGCGUCCCGGAGGUGGACCCAGCUGCCACCAUGCCCAGGUCCCAGUCGCAGCCGAAGACGAGUGCCGGCUCCUACUCUGCUCCUCAGGCCCCGGCUCUGAGUGUGACUGGCCCCAUCACAGCCAAUUCAGAGCAGAUCGCCAGGCUGCGCAGCGAACUAGAUGUUGUUCGAGGAAACACAAAAGUCAUGUCUGAGAUGUUGACAGAAAUGGUCCCUGGGCAGGAGGACUCGUCCGAUCUGGAGCUGCUGCAGGAGCUGCACAGGACCUGCCGCGCCAUGCAGCGGCGCAUCGUGGAGCUCGUCUCCCGCGUGUGCAACGAGGAGGUCACGGAGGAGCUGCUGCACGUCAACGACGACCUCAACAACGUCUUCCUCCGAUACGAGAGGUUCGAGCGGUACAGGUCGGGCCGAUCCGCACAGAAUGCCAGCAAUGGGGUGCUGAGUGAAGUGACAGAGGACAACCUCAUAGACCUGGGGCCGGGGUCUCCAGCCGUGGUGAGCCCCACCGUAGGGAGCACGGCGCCCCCGUCUUCCCUCUCCUCCCAGCUGGCGGGCUUGGACCUGGGGACAGAGAGCGUCAGCGGCACCCUCAGUUCCCUGCAGCAGUGCAACCCCCGGGACAGCUUUGACAUGUUUGCCCAGACGAGAGGGAGCUCCUUGGCUGAGCAACACAAGACGGUCACCUACGAGGACCCCCAGGCUGUCGGAGGACUUGCCUCUGCACUAGACAGUCGGAAACAGAGCUCCGAAGUGAAGAAAGGUAAAGAUGGGGACUCUGACCUGGAGCCCUUAGACAGCUGGCUCCUGGCCCGCGGAAUGGUCCCCGUGGCGCAGCCCUCUGUCAUGGACGACAUUGAGGUGUGGCUCAGGACGGACCUGAGGGGCGAUGACCUGGAGGAGGGCGUCACCAGCGAAGAGUUCGAUAAAUUCCUUGAAGAAAGGGCUAAAGCUGCCGAAAUGGUUCCCAACCUCCCCUCUCCCCCAGCGGAAGCCCCGGCCCCAGCCUCAAACCCCUCCAGCAGGAAGAAGCCAGAGCGCUCAGAGGAUGCCCUCUUCGCCCUGUGAGCUGUCCUGUGGUCGGGCUCCCCAGGUGGCAGGUCACCUCUGGCUUCCUGUCCCCACCAGCCCCACCCCCCCAUCCCCAGCCCCGACUUGGUCCUGGUGUCUCCAUGGAAACGCCACUGUGUUUGCUCCCAGGCCUCCCACCAGUGAGGGCCAGCUUUAGCUACCUUCUCUGUGGGCGAUGGGACGGUGUCAGUGCAGCCACAGCCCCUCGCCCUCGCCCUCUGCCUCUCCCACCCACGAGCACCCUCUGCGUUUCCUACCAGGAAGAGCUGGCAGCAGGGGAGUCCCUUUGGGACUGUUCCUGAGCCCUUCCUCUGCCACCUGCCCAGAGAAAGGGGUCAGACCCCAGCCCCUUCCCUCACCCCUGGGCCUCUGCUUGGCUCAGCAGUUCCCCCCGGCUCCCCCACCCCAGAAGCUCCCCUGCACCACCCCACCUCUGUCCCAGAAAGGGUGAGUCUCCCUCCCUGGACUGCUGCUCCCUGGAGAGUGUCGCACUUUAGAAGGCUCUGGGGGGCGCCCUCGGUGGGGUCUCUCAUUGAGCUGCUUGCCCAGGCCCACAUCCAAGCCGGCUCAGGAGCCAAGCCUGGGACCAAGGGGUCCCCCCGGGCCCGCAAGCUCCUGGUGUGAGGAGAGUGGGAGGGCAGUGCAUCACUCUGGCUGGCGGGCCCCUGGCUGGUCAGCUCUGCCUUGGUGACCACACUGCAGGCCCCGUGCGGUCGGCCAGUCCGUGGGGGGGCAGGCACCGGGAGGGCUGGCUCUGGCCUGCUUGGGAGCUUUGUGUUUGUGAAUGUGCUUCAGCCUGGCCUGUGGCAGCCUCUGUGCCACCUCCCAGGCACAGCGGCAGGGGGUUUGCACCACGCGGAGAUCCCAGUGACCUAGCAGCCUCUCUCGAAGAAGGCCCCUGCACUCUCCUGCAUGUGGGCCUCAGCCUCCCCUGCAGGCUGUCCUGACAGCCUGACCGCCUCCGCCCCACCCCCUCACAUCCUGGGUCCUCACUGUGUCACCGUCUCCCUCUCUGGUAGGGGCAGGCAGUGGUCCAGGCCCCCCCCCCACCCUAUGCUCUUGUCCGGCAGGGCAGUGGCUGCCUCAGCUGCUUUACUCCAGCUUGGGGGCCCCUGGCCCCGGGUCAUCGUUCAGCACAUGCCGCCCGAGCAUAGGGGCAAAGUUUGGCCGACUCUGGCUGUUCCUGGCCUGUGGUGUGGUCAGCCUUGCUUACCUGGUGACCCAACCUGGCAGACAAGGCUAGGCCUGACAUGCGGGCUCCAGGGAAGUAUUUAGGAUGAGGCUGAAGGGCCGUGUGCGGCACCAACAGGGCAGUUGCAGUGGAGGGUGCAGCCCUGCCCACGCCAGAACCCACACCCAGCCUGGCACCUUGCAGACUCCUCCAGAGUCGCUCGGGGUCUGGCUGGGACCCUCACUCUCCAGUCCUCAGAGGACGCCCAGAAAGCUUCUUCUUGGCACUCAGGUGACCUGACCCCAGCCCUGCCCCCGGCAGCACCUGCCAGGCCUGCACCAUCCCCAGCCCUGCUCCCGGUCAGCCUGCACCUCCCUCCUCAGCGUUUCCCAAGGGCAGGGCCCUGAGGCCAGCUUGGAUGCUAAGACAUCUGAAGUCGGCUGGCCUGACACCGGCUGCAGAGAAGGGGGCUGGGAUGGCCCGUGUGCCCAGCCCUAUGGCACAGUCUGGAGGGCGUGCCUGUGCGAGCGGGUACCUUGCCAGCCUGUGGGGAGGCAGCUGGGCCUCAGGUGGUCUGUCCUGCAGAGCCGCGGCACCCCUGAGCUAGGCCUGGCGUCCACUGAGGGAGGAGCCGGCCUGCUGCCCCUGAAGGGCUAAGCCCCAACCUGGAGGCUGAGAUGCCCUUGACAGGUGCUUCAGCCCUUCCUGUCCUGAGGCCGUAGACGCCCUGGGCCCUCGUGCUGGUACCCUUCCCUUCCGUCUGGGGUGCGUGGCCAUGAGGCUGCCUGCCUCGGACCCCUGGCCAGAGCCUCCCGCCUGGGAGAAGGAGACCCUCAGAGCCACCAGCCUCCCCUCCAGUGUUAGGGAUCACCGAUACAGUGUGUUCUUAAUUACACUAAAUCAUCGCUGGGAUUCCUUAUAAGCACUAAUUAUACCUGAUUAUAGGUUAAACUAUUUAUUUUGUCAAAAUAUUUUCUUGAGGAUGUGUUUAACCUUUUCUGUGUUCUUUGUGUGCUGAGGUGUGAAAACUAACCAUCUCCCGUCUGCCUUUCUGGCCAGUGGGCAGCAGCAGAUGCACUGUGUGCAGUUCCCCCCGGGGCACCGGUGGGCCUUUGGCCAGCCUGCCCCAGAGCAGCCCCCGCCGGGGCCCCCAGGCACCAAGCAGGCCGAGCAGGCUGGGCCCAGCCAAGACCCGAUUGACCUCCUUGUCGGCGGGACAAGGGGCCACAGAGCUGAGCGGUGUGUUGCUGGCCCACGCUGGAGGGAAAGGGGACUGUCGUCCGUUGUCUGUCCUCCUGUCGGUCUGUCUGUCAGCCCCUCUGUGUGAGCGACCAUGCUGUCUGCCCUGGACCGGGCCCUGGCUCACCACCCAUCCCCUCCUCACCCAGAAGUGCAGAGCAGGGGGGCCUAGGGAGGCGUGGGGCCUGCGCUGUCACUCAGGGCCUCAGCGGGAGGGUGGGGAUGAGGGCUGGGUGGCCGGGUACCCACACUCGGGCUCCUCCUCCUUCCUGCCACUGCACCCCCACUUGGCCUCUGCACGCUUCUAACUCAGUCAGGCACAACCUUCUGGAUAGUUGGAGGGGGCUCAAGCCAGCAAGGGAGAGCUUCCAGGAACCCCGCGCCCUCCGCCAGCCUGUGAGUCUCUGCCCUGCCUGCUGUCAGGACUCUGGUCCUCUUGUGGGUCCCCUACGUGGGAAGAGCCAGCUUCACCACCCAGGCUGUGUGUGUGGGCCCAGAAGACGCCCCCGCAGUGCCCACCUCUCCUGGUGCCCAGCUCCCACCCUUCCUGUGCUUGGGGCGCCCAGGGACAGCUGUCAACCUGGAGUGUCACCACGUCUCUCCAGGCGAUCCUGGAGAACGGGAGAUGGAUAUUUAUUUCCUCAAGUUUGCACUUAAUUUGUGAGGGUUCUCAGGUUUGCUGUCUGGCUGCCCCCAGCCUAGCGCUCCGUCACUGUCCUGUGUCUCUUCGGGCGGGGCCGGUCUGGAGGGCGGGUCAGCGGCACCAGAGCGGCCGCCCAUCUGCUGCCUCUGCUGCCAGAUAGUGUCUCUCUAGUUUGGGACCCUGCAUGUGAAAUACUCCACAAUAAACAAACAAACAGAC
This is a messenger RNA of Vicugna pacos (alpaca), 4928 nucleotides long. RefSeq names its product target of myb1 like 2 membrane trafficking protein (gene TOM1L2). The record is from RefSeq and is a predicted model, not a curated record. Gene Ontology annotation, cellular component: endosome; membrane. NCBI's taxonomy places the organism in Eukaryota, Metazoa, Chordata, Mammalia, Artiodactyla, Camelidae. Gene Ontology annotation, biological process: signal transduction. Gene Ontology annotation, molecular function: ubiquitin binding; phosphatidylinositol binding; clathrin binding.